Messenger RNA from Helobdella robusta, 687 nucleotides. RefSeq lists its product as hypothetical. Bases 1 to 687 code for a protein of 228 amino acids. The record is from RefSeq and is a predicted model, not a curated record. NCBI's taxonomy places the organism in Eukaryota, Metazoa, Annelida, Clitellata, Rhynchobdellida, Glossiphoniidae. The transcript is spliced from 7 exons.
AUGGCGUUAUUGUUGACCCUGAUUCCAUUUGUCAGACUCGGUGAACAUGGAAAUAAUGGAGGGACUCAGGGUAGGCGUGGUUUUGGCUUCAGUAGGAGGUGUUAUGUUAGUCACGUGGUCUUCAAGCCGGGCUUCUUUGCAAUGUCAACAUUCAGAUCAAACGCUUCAUUACUCUUCCUACGUGUAAAUUCAAAUGUUCAGCCCAAAUUUGAUAUUCCGCUUUGGCCAUUUUUCGGGCCGAAUAGCCAAAUGUUGCAACAUCGUAGCUUUUAUAUUGCUAAAAUCAGCAUGUUUGAUGUUUUUAGCAAUGACCUACUGCGCAUGGGAAUACACAUGAAUCCGCUGACCACGCAUAGUGCACAUAGUGAGCGGGAUCUUUCUGCUUACGAUGUUGGUCGCUGGACCUGGAGCCCAACAACCAAGCACUAUAAAUGUAUGUCCGAUGAUAUUGUAGCUGAAUCCAGCACAUCAUCCAAAAUUCGCCAACAAGUAAUUGUUCGUAAUUUUCAAAAUGUUGAGAAACACAGCAAAUGUUUCAUGAUUGUUGUCGGAGUUUGCCAUCUGGUGUGCGGAGUUUCAUGUUUAGUUGUUAAGAGUGAGCUACAGAGCAGAUUGAAAAACAGUUUUCAUAGCUACGAAGUUAUUUUCAUCAUCAUUGCCUCAAGGAGCAGUCAAGGACAGCUUUGA